UCCCUGCAGGGCGAGUUCGUGCACGACGACGUGUGGGCGAUCGUGAACAACCCCGAUGUGCGGCCGGGCGCCCCGCUCCGCUGGGGCAUCUUCACCAACGACUUCUGGGGCAAGGGCAUGGCCGAGAACACCAGCCACAAGUCCUACCGGCCGCUGUGCGUCCUCACCUUCAAGCUAAACAUAUUUUUGACUGGCAUGAACCCAUUCUACUUUCACGCAGUAAAUGUAAUUUUACACUGCUUAGUGACCCUCGUGCUGAUGUACACCUGUGAUAAAACCGUCUUCAAGAAUCGUGGACUUGCUUUUGUUACGGCAUUACUUUUUGCUGUGCAUCCUGUUCACACAGAGGCGGUGGCUGGGAUUGUUGGCAGAGCUGACGUGUUAGCGUGUCUCCUGUUCCUGUUGGCGUUCCUCUCCUACAAUAGGAGUCUGGAUCAGUGUUGUGCUGGGGAAUGUUUCCCUCCCACGGCUUCUCCCUUCUUCUUGCUGCUCAGUUUGUUUCUGGGGACCUGUGCAAUGCUGGUGAAAGAGACUGGAAUCACCGUGUUUGGAGUGUGCUUGGUUUAUGACCUCUUCUCCCUCUCCCACAAGCAAGACGUGACGAGCAACGGGGUCAUCCAUCAGCACAGUCUACAGCAGCCUGGGAGCCCCCAGCCCUCCUCACUGGCAGCCCACUCCCACCGGGAGAACGGGAAGCAGCGGUUCCCUCACAAGGGAGCAUGGGGUGGCUGCCAUUCCUCACUUCCACCAGCACCCAAGAGCAGUGGAUUCCCGGUGUCACCGCGAGCUGUGUGGUCCCUGAUGAGGUAUCUGACAACAAGCAGCAAUAGAAAUUUCCUGCUUACCAUGAGACCAUUUUUAAAAAGGGCUGUUUUGGUCAUCAGUUAUGUGAUUGUCAUUUUGUACUUCCGUCUGUGGAUAAUGGGAGGAUCCAUGCCCCUCUUUUCAGAGCAGGAUAAUCCAGCUUCAUUUUCGCCUUAUUUUCUUACAAGAUUCCUUACUUACUCCUACCUCCUGGCCUUCAACGUGUGGCUUCUGCUUGCGCCUGUUACCCUGUGCUAUGACUGGCAAGUGGGCAGUAUUCCUCUGGUAGAGACCAUCUGGGACACGAGGAACUUAGCCACUGUCCUUCUGGCAGUUGUGAUGGCUCUGUUGAGCCUGCACUGCCUAGCAGCCUUCAAGAGACUGGAGCACAAGGAAGUUCUAGUGGGCUUGCUGUUCCUGGUGUUCCCGUUCAUUCCAGCCAGCAACCUCUUCUUCAGGGUGGGUUUUGUGGUGGCCGAGAGAGUCCUUUACACGCCUAGCAUGGGCUACUGCAUCCUUUUUGUGCAUGGGUUGAGCAAGCUCUGCACUUGGCUAAAUCGAUGUGGGGCCACCACCCUGAUUGUGUCCACGGUGUUGCUGCUGUUGCUUUUCUCUUGGAAAACUGUGAAACAGAAUGAAAUUUGGCUGUCAAGAGAGUCCUUAUUCAGAUCUGGAGUUCAGACUCUGCCCCAUAAUGCCAAGGUUCAUUACAACUACGCCAACUUCCUGAAGGACCAAGGUCGGAACAGGGAAGCCAUCUACCACUACAGAACAGCCCUCAAAUUGUAUCCACGGCACGCAAGCGCCCUGAACAACCUUGGAACGCUGACGAGAGACACGGCAGAGGCAAAGAUGUACUAUCAGAGAGCUCUCCAGCUCCACCCGCAACACAACCGCGCUCUCUUCAAUCUUGGGAAUCUCCUUAAGUCCCAGGAGAAGAAAGAAGAAGCUAUCACUCUUCUGAAGGAUUCCAUUAAAUAUGGCCCAGAGUUUGCAGAUGCAUAUUCAAGCUUAGCUUCAUUAUUGGCUGAGCAGUUCACUUCUCUCAGUCUUCUCUACAAGGAUGUUUCAAAAACACUUUGUCAGACACCUGCUGAAAUCCUUGCCCUGAUGCCAGAUUGUGAUUCCAUCAAAAAAGGAAGCAAGGAAAGAUUUAAGGAAGCUGAAGAAAUAUACCAGGCAGGAAUAAAGAACUGUCCAGACAGCUCAGAUUUACACAACAACUAUGGAGUUUUCUUAGUUGAUUCUGGCUCUCCAGAGAAAGCAGUGGCCCAUUACCAACAGGCCAUUAGACUCAGCCCAAGUCAUCACGUGGCCAUGGUGAACCUGGGCAGACUCUACCGGUCCCUGGGGGAGAACAGCAUGGCCGAAGAAUGGUACAAACGUGCCCUGCAGGUGGCACGCAAAGCUGAGAUAUUGUCGCCUCUGGGAGCACUGUAUUACAACACUGGCCGCUAUGAAGAGGCUUUGCAGAUAUACCGGGAAGCUGCAGCACUUCAGCCUUCACAGAGGGAGCUCCGUCUGGCACUGGCUCAGGUUUUGGCUGUGAUGGGUCAGACGAAAGAAGCUGAGAAGAUGACCAGUCACAUUGUGUCAGAGGAGACUGGAUGCCUCGAAUGUUACCGCCUCUUGUCAGCAAUCUAUAGCAAGCAGGAGCACCAUGACAAGGCACUUGAUGCUAUAGACAAGGCUCUCCAGCUAAAACCAAAGGACCCAAAAGUUGUAUCUGAACUUUAUUUCACAAAAGGAAACCAACUAAGAGAGCAGAACCUUCUUGACAAAGCUUUUGAGAGCUAUAAGGCAGCUGUAGCACUAAAUCCAGAUCAAGCACAGGCCUGGAUGAACAUGGGUGGAAUUCAGCACAUCAAGGGAAACUAUGUGUCUGCAAGAGCGUAUUAUGAGAGAGCUUUACAGCUGGUUCCAGACAGCAAACUGCUGAAGGAAAAUCUCGCCAAAUUGGAUCGCCUAGAGAAACGAUUACAAGAAGUUCGAGAAAAGGAUCGAACGUAGCACUGUUAAACCCAUCUCAUGGGACAAUGCUGGUGCCCUCGGAAGAGGACAAGUGAUGGGGACCUUGCUUUCACAUCCGACAUCCGCGGGGGCACAACCAGUCGUGCAUUCCUCUCAAGACUCUUGAGUUUGGGGUGGCAGACCUUGGGGUGUCUGUUAGCAGCCUUGUGCUGAAGGACUUGCGUUUCCAUGAGGAAAAAGACAAAAUCAGCAAGCCAGUCAGGAUGAUCUGAGAGGAAAGGAAAACAGCAGCUACACAUUUUACAGAUUUUUGUUUGGUUUAACUCCCGAUUUCCCUUGAUAGAUUUCUGUGCUUUUGCAACCUGGAGAUCUAAUUCACUUUCAUAGUUUAGACAUUCGUGUCCCCAGAAAUUACAGAGGCUCAAAAUGCUAUAAAGGCAGAGCAUCCAUUCUUCAUGGGAUGAGCUAUUUCAAAGAGGAUAAAUCCUCUGGUGUAAGCCAUUUGGAAAAGUCUACCAAGUGGAAGCUCAGUUAAUUCUCCAGACCCUGAAAUGAGUAUGUAAUAGCUUUUGUAGAACCUUGUAGAAUAUAUGGGGAAAAGGGCUAUUGUUAAGUGAGCUUUAUCUAAUAUCCUCCUAAGGAUAUUACCAGAGAUAUUUUGAGGAGUAAAUUCAAUUCCACUCUGAGGCAAGUUUUUCCAUUGCCUAAUAUAUCAAAAGGGAAGCUUCUAGAAUUGUAUAUGGGUAUCUUUAUCCCUACAGGAAAAUCAAGGAAAAUGAUGCCCCUAAUUCUUUAUGGAAAUGUUUAAAGUAUUUUAAUUUUAUUACUAGAGUAGUAGUUCUUUCUACUCCAAGAUUUCAAAAGUGCAUUUAAAAUCUCAAACGUCCCACCUUCAAAUAUAUUGUUAUUUUGGUGGAGAAAAAAAAAUAGUAUAUUCUACAUAGAAAAUAUUAAAGAUAUUAACUGAGAGAAAUGUCCUACUUUAUUAUUGUAAUGUUCAGACAUCUUAAGAUUUAUUAUUUUUUUGGAAAGUAUAUUUAACCAUUGAAAAAUAUUUACAAUAUAUAAUAGAAAUCUUCAUAGACUCUAACUAGAUGGAAAAUAACUAUUUAUUUGUCUUCCUAGUCUUCAUUGGGAAUUCUGUGCUUAAAACAUGAAUGACUGAAACCCAAACUUUGUCUUAUACUUGUAAUUUUGAAGAUUUCAUGGAGAAUACUCAAAAAAUCUAGGGGAAAGUCUAAACUUAAAAUUUUAAAAAUAUAUAUAUUUAUAUUUAAAAGGAAGGCAAAGGUGAAUUCACAAUUUGACAUUUAUUUCUAGUGUUAUUUAUUUCAUAACUUAUAAAAUAUUUAAUAUAUAUGCAUAUAGACUUUUUUCUCUGUACAUAAGUUUUAAUAGCAUCUUUCAAAACUGACCAUACAAAAAUAUGAAUCUGAAUUACAAAGUAGUUAAACAGUCCCUCAAAAAAAUUGUAUUGAUUAUCCACCUACUCAAUUUAACAGAAUUGGGGCUCAGCCUUCAAUAUUUGGGUGGUAAUAUAUUUUGGAAAUGAAGAAAUUGAAACACCUGGUUCUAACUUGAUCAUCAUCAUUAAAAACAAAAACAUUCCAGGCAGUACUGGUCAUGUGCUGAGCCAGGUACCACACAGACAUCGCAGCCUGGAGGUGCAUAUAUUUCACCUUCUCAGGCCAGUAAAAAAGCCUUCUACUUACCACCCAAGAUCAGGAAGUACUGCCCCCAUAUGUUAUUCUUUUGUCAAGGUAAGUCUAAAUAAGUGGAAGUAAACUUCUUUGGGGAUGAAGGGGAGGAUGUUAUAAAUGCAAAUGAUGACAGAUUUUAAAUUAGCAUGUAUAUUUUUGUGCAUAUCAGUAAUCUGAUAAUGUAUAAACUACCAUUAUAACCUUCUGUUUCUAAUGGUCUUUUAGUGUUACACGUCAUAAAUUUAUCUUUAAAAAUAUCUUUAAAAGGUUUUUCUCCUCCCUAACCCAAUAUAAUAUUUCUGUAGUCCUUAGGCCAAAAAGCAUAUGACUAAAUUUAUUGCAACAUAACUUUUCAUCCCCAAAUUGAAAACAGGAAGUCUCUAGUAUCUAGGACUUUACCACAACUUUUCAGGAUAGUGUGUAACCAAAACUCAUGCUUAGAAAGUUAAUGGAAAAGAUUGCACCCCAAAUUUUGAACUAAUCGUGCUUUAUUUAAAGGCCCACUAAAGGUAUGAGUACACAUUUGUUGGGGUAAUUUAAAGGCAAUUAAAGUCUGAAAAUUUCUGAGGGAAAAGAGUCACAUGGCCUUCAGGAGAUUUUCUCUGCUGCUUUUCAUGUUCUCUGUCCCCCAGUCCCUCUUUCUCUUAUUCUCUGAUUCAUCUGUCUGCACACACCUGCCUCUCCUUGGACAUUAAAACCAAGCACUGUUCAAAGAGGUAGGGAGGGAAAGUAAGCAUUGUUUAUUCAGUCAGAUAUUUUUAUCCUUCACUGAAAUGUAGCCAGUGAAAUAGUUUUCUCAGUUGAAAUGGUGCCUAUAAGAAAUUAAAUCACAUUAUUUUUCAAAGAUGUUAAGUGUAUCUUGCAACGUUUCAUUUGGUCCCUAUAAUGUGAAAUAAUAAGUGGAAUUCAUCCUUAUCAGAAUAACAGUGGAGAGCCCUGGCUAGUCAAGGAGAUGGCUCUGGUUUUCCCUUAAUGAAGGCAUGCUUGGCCUGUGAAUUGAGAGCCCUUUCUGAAGUGGAGGAGCAGAGCUGGCUUCAUGAGUGUACAGUCCGUGUUGUCUCAAGGGUCCAACAUUAAGAAGCAUCCUCUCUUGGUUGAAUUCUCUGCUUAAAAUUCUUAAUUACUUUUAAACAGUAGACCCCUUGAUUUCAUUUUCCACUAGGUCCCAGAAUUAGGCAGCAAGUCCUGGGCAGGAAGGAAGGACAAGACAGGAAUUGCUUUGGCCUGGCUGGACACUUGAUCUAAUAUUCAGUUUCCUUUGUGACUUUGUCACUCUGAGCACCAUUUGUUACUCUUUUCUUGGCUACAUGAAGAACUCUCCAUGCACAUUUCUUCCUCUAAGCUGAGUCUUUCUGACCUGUUCUUCAGUUCUCCCUAGAACCAGUUCUUCUCAUCUUCAAAAUCCACACAAAUGGCAAUUCUUUAACUUGCCCUUUGACAAAGAAGAAUGAGGUGAGAAUGGCUUAAGUAGCUUAUUUUAACCUUAUGAAUUAUUCAAGAUUUUGAAAAUGAUUCAUGCAUUUUUUAUUUAUUAAUAGCAUUCAUAAAAUAUGAUGUAACAUAGGUGCUUAAAACCAAAGAUGCAGAUACCUUGGAAAAAAUCAAAUUUUAGGGAAUCCUGAGAUAGAGUCUUUUGGAUUUAUUUAUUUUGAAGCCUAUUACAAAACGAAGAGGAUUACCACCAUGUAAAUUCCAACUCCCUAUAAUACUUCACAACCCUUAGCAUAAGCUUGUGAAAUUUACUAUAGGUGGUACCUCAUCUGAUGCCAAAUUUUGCAGUAUUUGUGCAGCUACUUGUCAGCCUGACCAAAUGAGAAAAUGCAAACCAUCCCAUACAAUGUGACUCACAGGAACUAUAAUUUGAGAGGGAGUAAAAAGCAAGUGUGUGGUUUCUUAAGGUCUCCAUUAGACAUUUCAGGUGCCUCAGAUGCAGAGCUGCACUCUGCUCAUUGUGAGAUGUGUCACCUCACACACAGUGGCUCUCAACACUGGCUUCCCUUAGGCAACAACUGAAAACCUUUCAAAAUCCUUACUAUCUGGCUGAUCAGGUGAUGAUUCCAACAGCAGUGAGGCUACAGACAUUGCAGGCCUGAUAACUUUAAUGGGAGUUUAUGAUUUUUUCAAAACAUAUAUAAUCUUUCAAAAUUUUUACUUUUUAACUACUAGACUUAAAAAAAGCAAAGAUUCUAAAGAGUAAUUUAUGGCACAAUGGUUGGUUAAGGACAUCUCAUUCCAAGAUUAACAAACAAGUGUCAGGGUGGGAUGGUUUUGCACUUGUGGCAACUGGACUGUAAUUUGGCCUUAUGCUUACAGAAUUUGUGUUCUCAGAUGGAGAUGAGUUGCCUUGCCAUUUGAAAGCACCAGAUAAGAUGCCCAGUAUAUAAACAUGAUAUUAUAUAACUCAUAGGUGGUAUAGAGUGUCUUAGAGUUUAGGCCUACAUGAUUCUGUCUGGCCCAUACAUGGAAACCUUUGUUAAUCAAUUCUCAAUGUACUUAUUAGAAUCAAUUUUUAAAAAAUACAUAAAAACUUUUACUUUGACUUCAUGGUGGAUUCAACCUUAGAAUAAUUAAGUUUAUAGGAUGUUAGUAAUGGCAUUCAAAGCAAAUACAGCUAGAAGUAAUUUGUGGUGUAUUUAAUUUCCUGAUCUCCAAAUUAUUUUUAUUUGAUUAUAUGAUGGUAUCUCCCAAAUACAGCAAAACUUUUCUAAAUGGCAUCUUUUAGCAUUUUAUUUUCAGUACUGAGACUGAGGAUUGAACCCAGGACCAUGUGCAUGGAAGGCAAAUGUUUUAUCACUAAGCCACAUCCCCAAUCCUUUUUGGUUUUUUGUUUGUUUGUUUAAAUUUUGCAACACGGUCUUGCUAAGUUACCUAGGCUGGCCUCAAACUUACCUUAGCUUUCUGAGUAGCUGGGAUUACAGGUGUGCACUACCCUGCCAUCUAGUACUUUUGUUUUUAUGAGCUCUUUGCUCUAAAGAGAUAAAAUAACUACAAUCAAAAGCAUGGUUUAAUAUCAAUCAAAGCAGCAAAACAGAAUUGAUAUUUAUAGAAAUCAAAUGGUUCGUAUUAAAAUGUUCCAUUUUUAUCACCAAGCAUCCUUUCAACUAAAAACUUCUGGGGGGGAAAAAACUGGACAUGCACCUCAUAAAAUCAGCACCCAUACAAUACAUGCUCAUUAUCAGUUUGUAAGUUUAGACCAUCAGUUGCCCCUGGUGAUGUUUAUAUCCAGAAAUCCAGGGGUUUCUUCACAUUGUCAAUAGUGCACAUGGUGUGUAUUUGUAUCACGUCUGGUAUUUCCAAUGUGUGCAAUGUCCUUUGGGGAUUUCUUAUCUUGCUGAUCUGUAGGAGGUUUGCACUAGUCCAAACUUCAAGACAUUUGAAUUCUAGUCAUAGCUUUACCACCAAGGAACCACCUCACCUAGGGGAUGUUAGCCACUGUCCCAGUCAAAUUAUCGCUCAUGGAGGACUGGUCAGUCUCAUGAUUCCAGUAAGCUCUAUGAGCCUCUGAAUGGUACUCUUGAAUUGAUUUGAAAAGCACUAUGCACCUGACUAGAAGACCAAUGGAUGUUGCUUUUUUUUAAUGAAUCUUAAGAUAAUGAUGAUCACUGCAUAGCAAUACAGACAAAGAACCCAAAAAGUGACUAAAUUUCCUAAGUGCUUUAACAUGACAGAGGUAAUUACUAUUCUUUUGCAGUCUGCACUUAAAAAUUCUUAUAGUGAUUUUGAUUUUUACUUUCGGGGAAAAGAGAUAAAACUUUCUCCUAAGGAAUUGGAAUAUGUUUAGAAGACAUGACUUGGUUUGAUAAUAUGGAAAUCAUUGGAUUUGUGGUGACUCAUAUGGAUCCCUCCUUUGGUCAGGAGAAAAUGAAUUACAUCAUGUUCUUUGCUCAUAUGCAUUUAGUUCCUAUUUUGAUCAUUUGUAUAUAAAUGUACCUUUUCGUUGCUUUUGCUGUACCAGUUAGAAUUAUAUCUCCCAUAAAGUAUUUCACCUUCCAAAUCUGAUAUGUAUACUUUGCCUAGGUUUUUCCAAAGUAAAAUAUAUGUAAAUGUCUAUUUUGUAUAAAAUAUGAUGAAAAUAAUUAUGUCUGGCUUCAAUCUCUCAAGUAUUCCGUGAUUAAUUCCCAUUGAUAUCCUUAUCACCAGCACAUAUGUGUUUUUGAAAUAAAAAAAGUCUUCAUUCCUUUCCUCAUUCA
Molecule: messenger RNA, 8665 nt
Organism: Ictidomys tridecemlineatus (thirteen-lined ground squirrel)
Lineage: Eukaryota; Metazoa; Chordata; Mammalia; Rodentia; Sciuridae
Gene: Tmtc1
Product: transmembrane O-mannosyltransferase targeting cadherins 1
Biological process (GO): RNA processing; protein O-linked glycosylation via mannose
Molecular function (GO): mannosyltransferase activity; protein binding
Source: RefSeq, a predicted model, not a curated record